Messenger RNA from Clavispora lusitaniae ATCC 42720, 552 nucleotides. It is a transcript of the gene SDA1, whose product is annotated as Sda1p. NCBI's taxonomy places the organism in Eukaryota, Fungi, Ascomycota, Pichiomycetes, Serinales, Metschnikowiaceae. Gene Ontology annotation, cellular component: nucleolus. The record is from RefSeq and is a predicted model, not a curated record. Gene Ontology annotation, biological process: ribosomal large subunit export from nucleus; ribosomal large subunit biogenesis.
AUGAUGAUAAUUCAGAUCUUUGACUUGUCAGACGAUGAAAAUGAGGGUAAGAAUGAAGGUCAAAGCGAAUCCAAAAAUGAAGAUGAGGACGACCAACCUGCAAAAAAGAAAGCAAAGAUCGAGAAGCCUCCUCUUGAUGCAGAACAAGCUAUUAAUGAGUUAUUAUCGAGCCGUGCUUUAACACCAGCUGAUUUUGCGAAGUUGCAAGAAUUGCGCACGGAAGCAGGUGUGGAGAAGAUUCUUGGACAUACUCAGCAUAAUGAAGAAGAAGUGGACUCUACUACCUUGGUUGGAAAGGUGAAGUAUAAACAAUUACGAGAAGAAAGAAUUGCUCAUGCGAGAGAAGGAAGAGAAGACAGAGAGAAGUUCGGUUCCAGAAAGGGAAAACGAGAUGCUGCACACUCCACGACCAACAAGGAAAAAGCCAGAAAGAAGAAUUUCGUUAUGAUGAUCCACAAAAAAUCUGUGCAAGGCAAGCAAAAAUUGUCGCUUCGGGACAGACAGAAGGUGUUGAGAGCGCAUAUCACCAAGCAGAAGAAGAAGGGACAUUGA